AUGACACGAGCGGUUGGUCGCCACAAGUGCGAUUGUUCCACCCGGCUCGCUCACCCACUUGACCGUUUCGCAAUCGGCGGUUUCCUUGAAAUCCCUAAUAUAUUCGAUCGUUCGUACUCAACAAGCCGGGCCACUGGCGUCGUGUGCAGGCGUCUUAUCGCCCUGUGUCCUUAUUACGGGCGCCGGAAGUACGCGCUCGACUCCGAUCCGAGCAAACGUUCAUUCAUGUUCCACGCCGUCGACGCGUCCCGGGAGGUUGACGGCGAGCCAACGACGUCGCAACGGGUGCCUGAUAAGGGCCGCUUGUUUGCCCGGGCCGUCUGGGGGCGGCCGGGGCAAACAUCGGCGCCGGAAGUGGUCACGAGCGGGAAAAGGGCUGGCGCGGGU
Messenger RNA from Iphiclides podalirius (scarce swallowtail), 387 nucleotides. Lineage: Eukaryota; Metazoa; Arthropoda; Insecta; Lepidoptera; Papilionidae. The record is from the annotation of a GenBank genome assembly.